CCUUAGGGGCCAGGGAGGGCCUUGGGGAGGGGCCUGGCCAGGACGGCCCGACUUCCGUGACACAGCAAACACAGAAAGACAAAGUCCAUUUGGAUGGAAGUGGGAGCGGAAAGAGAGGGGCCAUUUUGACUCUGUGGUCAAAGGAGAUGACUGAUCUGAUGGGGUCUGGGAGCCGAGGUGCCCAGGGUCUAAGGAUAACUCUGGACCCGUGACUGCCAUGAUUCUCACAGAUGAUCCCAGAUUUUGGCAUUCUGAGCAAUGGCAGGUACCACUGGACUUGUUCUGAGACCCUUCUCCUAGAGGAUGGCCAAGGGGCUCCUGAGGACCUAUGCCCUCUGGGCUGUAGGGGGCCUUGCUGGGCUCCAUCACCUGUACCUUGGGUGGGACAGCCACGCACAGCUCUGGAUGCCCCUGGGGGGCGGGGCGGGGAGGGAUGGCCUAGGCUGGCUCUGGGAAUUCUGGAAGCUCCCGAGCUUUGUUGCUCAGGCCAACAGACCCCAGCGGCAGUGGCAGAGUUCAGGAGGGGGGACACACCCUUUGAGUCCCAUUCACUUUGCUGCCCAGAUGAUAGUGGGCAUUUAUUUUGGCCUUGUGGCUCUCAUUAGCCUCUCCUUCAUGGGCAGCUUCUAUAUUGUGGGCCUCCCACUGGCAGCUGGCUUAGGGGUUUUGCUGAUGGCUGCUGUUGGUAACCAGACCUCAGACUUUAAGAACACUCUAGGAGCAGCGUUUCGUACUUCCCCUAUUUUCUAUGGCCACCCCAUAGCCAUCCUGCCCACCAGCUUGGCUGCUGGCAUCACAGCCCAGAAGCAUCGCCUCUGCAAAGCUUCAGUUGGCUCAGAGAUGCUCAGUGUGAGGCUCUACUGCCUGGGCCUGGCUUACCUUGCUUUCACAUGCCCGCUAGCAUACAGUGCCCUCUGCAACACGGCUGUCGCCCUUAGCUAUGUGGCAGAGACCCUUGGCUCCUUCUUCACUUGGUUCAGCUUCUUCCCCCUCCGUGGGCACCUGAUGGAGUCUGUCCUCCUUCUGCCUUACUGGGUCUAGAAGCUGCUGGCGGGAGAUCAUGGCUUCAGCAGCGGCUACUUCCAAGAGUGGUAAAAGCUCUAUGAGUUUGUUCACAGUUUUCAGGAUUAGAAGUGUCAGUUGGCUUACCAGGUUUUGGGUCUCUCAGAGGGGACAACAAAUGAAGAAAUACAUUGCAGAUACCUGGAGCUCGAAGACCACAAUUGGCACCAGGUAGAGGAAGCUCAGAGGCACUUUCUGGAGAUCCAGGCUGCAUAUAAAGUCCUGAGUCAGCCCAGGAAGCCAAGGGGAUCCUGCAGGUGA
Messenger RNA from Orcinus orca (killer whale), 1323 nucleotides. It is a transcript of the gene DNAJC22, whose product is annotated as DnaJ heat shock protein family (Hsp40) member C22. Lineage: Eukaryota; Metazoa; Chordata; Mammalia; Artiodactyla; Delphinidae. Gene Ontology annotation, biological process: endocytosis. Gene Ontology annotation, cellular component: plasma membrane; early endosome. The record is from RefSeq and is a predicted model, not a curated record.